Messenger RNA from Heterocephalus glaber (naked mole-rat), 1909 nucleotides. NCBI's taxonomy places the organism in Eukaryota, Metazoa, Chordata, Mammalia, Rodentia, Bathyergidae. The record is from RefSeq and is a predicted model, not a curated record.
CCGGGCCUAAGGAGCGCUCGCCAAGGGCGGGGCCUACCCCGGGAAAGUCUGGAGGCUGCGAAAUUGUGUUGUUUGUUCCUCUGGGUCCGGGAGGGAUGGGAAGGGCAAGUCGUCAAACGCUCUUGGAAGGAUUAACUGAAACCUGCUAAUUGUGGCAGCCUUUGCAUGCUCCCCUCCCCCCACAGCCUCUUCCUCCCUCCCCUCCCCCUUCCAUAAGAAUGAUAAAGGGCCCGGCCCGCCGGCCCUGACCCGGCCUCCGGCCCCGGCCCAGCCUUGCCACACUGCCCCACAGCCCUGAGCCUCCCCUAGGCCAGGCUUUGGACCACGCUGGCAGGCCCCCCACACAUGGGACCCCGAAGUGACUCCCGCCUUGGGCUACUGGAGGCAGAGUCGCCCCCCAAGAGGAGGAAGAAGAGAUACCUGCGACAUGACAAGCCCCCCUACACCUACUUGGCCAUGAUCGCCUUGGUGAUUCAGGCUGCACCCUCCCGCAGGCUGAAGCUGGCUCAGAUCAUCCGGCAGGUCCAGGCCGUGUUCCCCUUCUUCAGGGAUGACUAUGAGGGUUGGAAGGACUCCAUUCGCCACAACCUUUCCUCCAACCGAUGCUUCCACAAGGUGCCCAAGGACCCUGCGAAGCCCCAAGCCAAGGGCAACUUCUGGGCAGUUGAUGUGAGCCUGAUUCCACCCGAGGCACUGCGCCUGCAGAACACUGCCCUGUGCCGGCGCUGGCAGAACCGGGGCACUCGAAGAGCCUUCGCCAAGGACCUAAGCCCCUAUGUGCUGCAAGGCCGGCCCUACAGGACACCCAGUCCUCUGCCACAGCCCAGAGAGGGCUUCAGCAUCAAGUCCCUGCUAGGGCACCCUCAAGAGGAGACACCCUGGCCCCAGCACCCUAACCCAGAUAGACAGAGCAGCCCAGCUCAGGCAGGCUUGGGGUGCAGGGGGGAGGAGGUGGUCCCUACACCACCACUUCCCUCCUCUGAGAGGCCUCUGUGGCCCCUCUGCUCCCUCCAGGGGCCCACAACAAUGGAGGGGGACACUUCCCAGGGAGCAAUCAUCGGGCCCUCACCCCUAUCCCCACAGCCCAGGACCUGGCCCCUCCAUGUACUACAAGGUACUCCAGACCCUGGGGGGCUGCCCAGUGCGGAAUGCAGGGCCUCCUUGUGGGGACAGCUGCCUACUUCCUACUUGCCCAUUUACACCCCCAAUGUGGUAAUGCCCUUGGCCCCACUGCCACCCACCUCCUGUCCCCAAUGCCCACCUUCAACCAGCCCAGCCUACUGGGGGGUGGCCUCUGAGUCCAGGGCUUCCCCAGGACUGCUCUGGGAUCUAGACUCACUCUUUCAGGGGGUGCCGCCCAAUAAGAGCAUCUAUGACGUAUGGGUCAGCCACCCUCGGGACCUGGCUGCCCCUGCCCCAGGCUGGCUGCUCUCCUGGUAUACCCUGUGAGCCUCCCUGGACAGGGGCUCCCCCUCCCAUCUCUCCAGCUUGAUGGGGAGCCUUGGUUAGGCUAGAAGGACGAUAUUGGCAACAUUCAUCACAGCCUUGAAAUACCAGGCACCAGCCUUGUUGAGAGUCCACAAUGUUUAUUGGGCUACCCCAGAAAGGGUUGCAGCCCAACUGGGCAGGACCCUGGCCCAGGUCACUCAUGCCCCUGCUUCCCCUACACCUAUGGGUAAAGCUUGGAGGAGCAGGGCUCAGCCUGGAGAAGCCCUUCUUGGUCUCACCUUCAGGCCCACCACCAUUCAUCUAUCCAUCCAUCACCAUCUGUCCCCUCCCCUCACUGGCUCCAGGCUGGGGGAGGGAGAGCCUAACGGUAGGUCCAGUUUGAAGUCCUGCCCUCUCUCUGGGAAGGAGGUAGCACCUUUUGGGAAAAGGGUAAGGAAAUAAAAACUAAACCCUACAUAGU